UUUCUGUGUGUUGACAAUUAUAAUUUAGAGCACUUCGCUGUUUUGAAAAAUUUCGACAACGCGUGAUUCGUAGCUGCAACCAAUUCCUGAUAUAUUGUUUACCAAUACCGUUAAUUAUCGAAGUGUAAAUAAAGCGACAGCAAGACCAGCAAUGAGAUCCAUUUUCCUAUUCGCAAACUAGUUAUCGCCACUAAAAAUUUCGUGAUAUUAUUGCUCUGUAAUUUUUGUUUUUCUUUUCGAUGUUUAUACGUGCAACCAACCACAUCCUCGAAUCUGGUGGACAAAAUCGGAGGUUUUGAUUUGUUCGACUUGUUCCCCCAUUUAUCUUGUAACGUAUCAUGCAGAUAUUUCCAUUAGACAAACCGAAUUUCCGAGUUUAAUUGAUCUUUUACUUGCAGCGAAAAUUCGUCGCUGUAUUUUUAAUCGCUGCUUAUGGUUUUUGGAUCGACAAAAAAGGAUUGAAAAAUAUACAUAUGCACACAUAUUGGUAGAAAAAAAAAGCAACGAGGUGCCGACGCUCUGGAACUACUACUUCUUCGACGACGCUUCUGGAAGGGGAACACAUUUAUACCUAGCAGGCGUUCCAGACAUGCAGUCGGGGUUAGUUUGUAAAAAGACGCGACCGAGGUUGGAUCGUUGGGCGUGGUGUACCUGAACCGGCAUAAUCUAUCCACCUGCAGACACGGACGAUUCGAGAAGAGUGCAUCGACAGAAAUCGGUCGGGAAAAUGGAUGUAUCGUGGCUGAUCGGCUUCUUCCUAGGAAUCGAGUUCCUCUGCGACCGGACAACUCUCGCUCACAUCUCCGUACUCUCGAUCCCUAGGGAUGCUAUUGGCUCUGGAACGCAGUACCGAUUCCAAUACUUCGUGCGCGACGAGCACGGGGAUUACAAAACUCAGGAAGAAGCUGGAGAAGGUGGAAGCGCACGUGGAAGCUACGCCGUCGAGGAGCCGAACGGUGAAUUGAGAAUCGUCCAAUACACGACGGACCUAAGCGGCGGAUUCAAGGCGCACAUAAAGGUGGAUCACGCGGGAAAAUCGCCGUCAAAACUCCAGGAGAUCGACAUACCGGCUGAGGAGAUGCGGAAGUUGAUGAACGAGAACCGACGGAAGAAGGCGGAACCGGACGUGCCGGAAGUGAAAUCGUCGAAAAGCUACGUUCUCGGUCCGCCCCGAAAAAUGUCCGACAUUGUGAUGGAGCAGGCGGCAGCGAUCAGGGAAAUUAUAUCCAAGGAAAUAAAGGCGGAGGAGGAACGCGAGGGAAAGCGGAAGGGCAGCGAGAAUCUGAUGGAUGAAAAUCUUGGAUCGACGGACGUCGUCGACUGCGACGAGGAGAAAACGGGCGCAAAAAUUUCGGAAAUACCGCCUCCUCGUAUUUCCUCCUCUCAAGUUCAGGACAAGACAAAAACAACGCCUCCUUCUUCGCGCCGUGGAAGCGAAGAAACGCAGGAGCAAUCCGUCGACGAGGUCGACUCACGGGACGAAGUUUGCGGAUCCGGAGGCUGUCAGUCAUAUUCCGGCGAAAGAACUGCCAAGACAGUUUCGAUCAAGGACCAAACACAGGGAAAAAACAAUUUCCAGGUUCCGACAGACAACUUAGAGAUCGGGAAGAUCGGGACAGAGACCGCGAAUCUCCAGGAAGGGGAUCCGCAGUCUCCGUUGGUCCGCGCCGCCGUGACUUCUAGAAAAAUCGACGAGAGUCCGAGUCUCCCUCAGGUAGCAAAGCCGAGUCCGGAAGUUUCGGGAGGCCCCGUGAAAAAUUUCACCUUUAAGAACCGCAUAAUGUUUUACAAGCCGGCGGAUAAGAGUCCGAACGGCUCUCCGAAUCCGAAUCUGCUCAGAACGUCCGACGGCGUUGAGAAGUCCGUAAAUCUUGCUGGAAACUUGGCCAAUGAGAAUCAAGCGAGCACCGGAGGACUAGAAGAAAUAGUCCUAUACUCGCCGCAGGCGGAGAACGGAGACCAGGGCGAUCGGAAGCGCAGGUUCAUCAAGGUGCCCUACGAAGUGUUGAGACCCUACUUCGCCGGCGUGCAAGAAGAGGAAGAAAAGAAAAUGACAAAGUGAUUGAUCGAAUAGAGAGAAGAUAUUAUUGUAAUAAUGAACAGAUUUAUAGUGUUGCGAAGAAUUUGCUACAACACAAUGCUGCGUAAUUACAACGAUAUACAUACUUACCUUACAUACGUAAUACGAUUAAUGAAUUUGUGAUUUACACAAUACGAUAGUAUUUUUAGACGUACUGUACGUAUUUUUUAAAUAUUCAUUCGAAAAAUUGUACUGGAAUUUAUAUACAUUUUUUAUUCAUAAUAAUUUACGUUCCGGUUACUUAUAUACUUAUAUCGAUUCCUCGAGGCAUAACGUAUAUAAAGUUGAAAUUUAUACUUUGAGUUGAAUUUUAAUUUUAAUAAAUUACAGCUGCCUCGAGUUAUGAAACCGCAGAAAAUAAUGACAUUUAGAAACUUCAAUUACUUGUAUAUUACUCAGCCGUGGAUGACUCCACGCGUUCGUCUAAUUUGGGCAUAAUUUCGUAUUUUAAUAUUUAGAAACCGAUGACUUAACGGUGGUGGUGAUGAUUUUAGUAAAUGGGUCGGUGCCACGUGCAAUUUUGAUAAUAAUCGCGAUGGUUUGUGAAGUGCGACCACAACACACAACCUGUGUUCAAACGACUGAUGAUUUUACACACUGUACAGUCCAAACUACGUAAGAUAUACAGUGUAUACCGUUGAAUUUUACUUAUAGUAAAUAAAUAAACAGUUGAGUGAAUGAAUAAAUGAUCAAACAAA
This is a messenger RNA of Neodiprion fabricii, 2778 nucleotides long. RefSeq lists its product as uncharacterized. Gene Ontology annotation, cellular component: extracellular matrix. NCBI's taxonomy places the organism in Eukaryota, Metazoa, Arthropoda, Insecta, Hymenoptera, Diprionidae. The record is from RefSeq and is a predicted model, not a curated record. The transcript has 3 exons. The coding region runs from base 728 to 2062 and encodes 444 amino acids.